CCACGACUUCUGGGUGCACUCAUUAAUAUACAUUACUCUGAACUACGGAGUAUUGUCAACCAAACAGUCGCCCAAGUCUGAGACAGAGUCCACCAUCGCCCAAAUAAUCAGCCAGCGCUAGUCGUUUCCGAUACCGAAAUUGCCGAACUGGAUAGUUCAAGCGCUAACAUAAUACCUAUAGUCUACCCCGCGGGAUCAAGACGGUCUUCUUAUUGUCCGUGCUGUUUCUGCCGUUGUUCUGAUGUGUAGUCUUACGUCAUGACUACUCCCAAGCAACACGUAUUGGACAGUAUUACGAGACCACCUUAGGCUGCCCGCUAAUCUAUGUUACGAAGAUAUGUAGCUUUGCGCAUUGUGUACUUUGUAAGACAUCCAUUUGCAGAAGUCAGCAUUCUUGUAUGCUUCAAGUCUAGACAAUAAUGCCACCGAUCCCAUGGAAAGUGAAGGUCACUGUCCACCCUGGUUCAUCGCAGGACGACAUUGCAAACGAACCAGACUGGCAGAAGGGUCAUCAGCAUCGUAUUGGCUUUCGAAACCGUCAGGACCGACGACCUGGAAUUACGCACGUGUAUGACGGAGCGCAUGACGAAGCUGUUGAGGACGCAGUUAAGGACUAUCAGAACCUUCUUGACCGCGAAAAAAAGGGACACUUGGUGAAUUUUCGAGAUCUCAUUGAGAGCCAAAAAGACCUUCACCUGAAGCUACCUGAGAACCGUUCGCUUGGGUGGCGAUACGUUCUCAACGCUACUGAAGACUGGGUAAAGAAUGAGCAACCCUGGCCUGCUAAUUUAGAAAGAAAGGAAAAGGAAAAGGAAAAGGAAAAGGAAGAAGAUCAAAAGAAGACCGACGAGCAGAAUUCAGAACAGAACCAAACUAGCUCGGAUACUGACGGUGAAGCUGAGGAAAAUUGGAAGCGACAGAACGGUGAGGGUAGUAAACAUCACGAUGCCUACGCCGGAGGACCCGACUCUGGCUAUUGUAGUGAUAAAAGUGAUGACAAAGAGCCAAGUGAGUAUGACAAGCUACGUGAGAAGUACACUGUACAGGAGAUCGCCCUGCUUCGAUGCCUUCAGCAUGAAAAGAACUAUAUUCAAGCCCUUGGCCAGAACAAUGGUAAGCGAAGGAGCCCAGUCAACCAGAAGCAAAGGGACAUCUCCAUAGAUGAAGCUGAUCAAUUUUCACCUGAUAAUUGGAUACCUCGCUCCAAUAAUCUAAUACGUCAAACCGGAAAACAUCCUAUGAACGCAGAACCAAACCUUACACAUCUAUUUGACGCUGGAAUCAUCACACCAAAUGAGCUUCAUUACGUAAGGAAUCAUGGUGCCGUCCCACACAUCCUGUGGGAAUUUCAUGAGCUUGAAGUGGAAAAUGGGAAGCUCAACCUUUCUAUGGAUGACCUCAAGAGGAAAUUCGACACAAUCAACAUACCUGUCAGCCUGGCAUGCGACGGAAAUCGAAGAGGUGAAAUGAACCUGAUAAGACGAUCGAAAGGCUUCGAUUGGGGUGCUGGCGCAGUCAGUUGUGCGUACUGGAAAGGACCACUAGUAAGGGAUGUACUGCUAGCAGCGGGCGUGGAUGAAAAUGCCAUCAAAGAAACCGGUAAGAGAUACUGGGUCAAUUUCGAAGGUGCCGACGAACCAAGCGAGGGAAAGUAUGCAACCUGUAUACCUUUCGACUAUGCAAUGAAUGUGAGUAAUGACGUUAUACUGGCUAUGGAGAUGAACGACGUUCCAUUACCACCAGACCAUGGUUAUCCUGUCCGUCUCAUGAUUCCUGGAUACGUGGGAGGCAGAUGCGUAAAGUGGCUGAAACGGAUCUGGGUCAGUGAAAAGGAGAACGAUUCGCAUUACCAUAUCUGGGACAACAGGGUUCUACCAGCUUUCGUUACCGAAAAAGACGGAGAUUUUGCAACUGCGCUGUUCAACCAUCCCGAUACCGCAUGCAAUGAGCAAAAUUUGAAUUCCGCGAUCGUACGACCUGCUCACGGGGAAGCGAUACCUUUGACGCAUGCUAAGAGGGGCAAGACCUACCGCAUAGAAGGAUACGCAUAUGACGGAGGCGGCCAUGAGGUGCAACGAGUAGAGAUAUCUCUUGAUAAUGGGGACACUUGGUUGUACUGUAUACGCAAGUUUCCUGAUGCUCCCAUUCGGCAUGGCAACAAGUUCUGGUGCUGGCUACAUUGGCACGUUGACAUCGAGAUGACCCAUCUUCUGCAAGCAAGAAGCAUCACUGUUCGUUGCUUCAAUGUGUUUAAAAAUACGCAGCCGGAAAAGCCACAAUGGAACACAAUGGGCAUGAUGAAUAAUGGCUACUACAUUGUCAAGCCUGAAAUUGUCGACCAAAAAGACGGCGACGUCCCUACAAUCCUGUUCCGCCACCCAGUUGAUCCAUCUGGUAAAGGAGGCUGGAUGAAACCAAGUGUCGAGAAUCAAGUCGCAACUGCAAGACAAGAUGCCGGUGCACCGCAAAAUCAGUUUACAAGAGAGGAAAUAGAAAAGCAUGACAAUGAACGGAGUUGUUGGCUUGUAGUGGAUAAUAAAGUAUAUGAUGCCACUAGCGUGCUCUCAUGGCAUCCAGGAGGCAAAGCAGCAAUCCUUGGACAUGCCGGGAAAGUCCAUCAAGACACGACUGAUGAGUUUUCGAGUGUGCACGACGACUACGCUUACCAAAAGCUCAAAGAAUGUAUCCUCGGGACAGUAACGGAUAAAGCCAAAAACUUUAUCAAAGCAGACGCCGAAGCCAGAGCCAAAGAGCUCGCCUCAGCAUCUGAAGGCUCAAAAACCAUCACACUCCAGAAACACCGAUGGGUUUCAGUCAAGCUCGUCAACCGUAAAUCACUCUCCGAAGAUACCCGUACAUACACCUUUCAACUACCAUCAGGCAAACCCGAACUAGGUCUUGGAACAUGCCAACAUGUCCAACUCGGCUUCCAUCUCAAAGACCGCAUGCUAAUCCGUUCAUAUACCCCAACACGCCCAACACUCCCAUCUAUCUCCGAUGCCACUUCACCUUCAACUCACGAACCCUUCGACCCGCACGAUGGCGCCGGCACCUUUGAUCUCGCCAUAAAAACCUACUUCCCCACUUCCCAACAACCCGGCGGUGCCAUGAGCAAUAUCCUGGACUGCUUGCCGCUGGGCUCCGAAAUCGAGAUCCGCGGACCGACUGGCGAAAUCAUAUACAAUGGAUCUUCCAGAUUCACGAUUUCCGCCCAAGAAUACACUUUCACCAAAGUGAACCUAAUUCUCGGCGGCAGCGGUAUAACACCUGGUUAUGCGCUGCUCGCUCGUAUCUUGCAAUCUGCAGAUGACGAGACACAGCUUAGGGUCGUCGAUGCGAAUAAGAGCGAGACGGAUAUACUGCUGCGCGAGGAGAUGGACGCGUUUGUGGAGAAAGGCAAGGGCAGGUUGAAGGUCGUGCAUGUACUGAGUCAUCCGAGCGAGAGCUGGAAUGGGAUCAAGGGACAUGUUGAUGAGAAUGUGAUUCGGGAGAAUCUGUUUGAGCCGAAGGAGGGCACAGUGAGUCUACUGUGUGGGCCACCGGCCAUGAUUCAGAAGGCAGCAUUACCUGCGUUGAGGAAAUGGGGUUUUGUAGAGGAUGAGAAUGUUUUCGGUUUCUAAAGGUGGCGAGUGGGUGGGUAACACAGUUAAGGUCAAAUUAUCCAUCAAGUAUCGUCAAGUCUUCUGUUAUCGCGCGCAGAACCUACUGCCCAGAUUCUAGUUCCAUAUCAUGAUCUUGUAAUCAUUUUUCAGCCGGGCUUGUGGAAGAGUUCGAUAGCACUUGCUACAUACUCAAGUUUCAAAGCAUGAAGCUGUGGCUAGGCACAUCGUCUGUAAUGAAACAGCCCUUCUGUUACACUCUGCUCCUUAGCUCUUGUAGCAAACGAAAGAGGAGAGAUUCAAUUCAGGAGAGACUUCAUACAGCGAAUUGUAUCUCCAUAGCAUAGUCUUCGUAGCCCAAAAGAUUACCCACAAAUUAGAGACAUAUAUCGCAGGAUAUGAUCACGGAUAUCCAUGCAUGGCUGACAUUAUGCAAUAUGUCUGAGUGUAUC
This is a messenger RNA of Pseudovirgaria hyperparasitica, 4051 nucleotides long. RefSeq lists its product as uncharacterized. The record is from RefSeq and is a predicted model, not a curated record. Gene Ontology annotation, molecular function: oxidoreductase activity; molybdenum ion binding. The transcript has 3 exons. NCBI's taxonomy places the organism in Eukaryota, Fungi, Ascomycota, Dothideomycetes, Acrospermales, Acrospermaceae. The coding region runs from base 420 to 3620 and encodes 1066 amino acids.